Strongylocentrotus purpuratus (purple sea urchin) is the source of this 4324-nucleotide messenger RNA. Its product is annotated as WW domain binding protein 1-like. The coding region runs from base 314 to 1591 and encodes 425 amino acids. Lineage: Eukaryota; Metazoa; Echinodermata; Echinoidea; Camarodonta; Strongylocentrotidae. The transcript has 5 exons. The record is from RefSeq and is a predicted model, not a curated record.
AUAGGGGGUUAUUUAUAAGAUAUCUGUGCAUAUAGCAUCUUCAAUAAUAAAUGUGGUAGUUUAAGGCUCACAUUUUAUCCAUCCAGUCCACAUUAUGUUAGAAUAAUAAUUAAAACAUCAUAUUUAGAAUAUAAGCCAUUUUUUAUAAUACGAAACGAAGAUUUUGAAAAGUGGAAACCCGAUUGCCGAAUGAGGAAGCAAUGCAGGUCACGUUUCGCAGCCAUUGAGCGAGCUCGAGUUGGAUUUAGCUGGUUACCCCAGCUAGCAAUCAGCUGUUGCAAGCCAGCUAGCAAUAGCGAGGCAGUGUGAGGAAAUGGCGAGCCACUGCAAUCAGCUGUUUUCUGGAAGCACUAGCAGGAUGGGUGUACAUAUUCAAUUUUUACCAACAGUCUUUCUUGCUGUAUUUUCUCAGCUUUUUCAUUAUGCUCAGGCAAGGGAAUUCUGCCAAGUGGAAGGAUAUUGGUGCGAAACGGGGCAUUGUUGUGGGAGCGGCGAAUGUUGUACAUAUUACUACGAACUUUGGUGGUUCUGGCUUGUCUGGUUUCUGAUCGUGUUCAUCAUUGGGUUCUGUGUGUGGCAGAGGAAACGCUUCCACCCAUGGAGAGACAACCGAUGCGAACGCACCUGCUCCAUCCAGGAUAUGUUUCUUGGCAGAGGUUACAAUUUCCCAGACGUUACUCCAGUACCACCAUGUAAAUUACCAUCAUACUCAGAGAUUGGCGAGACUGUGUCUUACGACACGCCACCCCCUCCUUACAAUGUGGAAGCUGCCAUACCAUGUCUCGGAGAGGGGCCUAGCACUAGUCUUCCAGUAGGGGGUAACCAUUGUCCCCCACCCCACCGAGGCCGCCUCCAAGCAAUAACUCAGAGUUCCUCAUCAUUGAACAGUACUCCAAGUCCUUCUGAUGCUCCCCCAAGUUACUCAGACAUCAUCGGCAGCAACAUACCGGUGUUUGCUUCGAUGCCAAGCACGCAGAUCCUGUCACAGCCAAGACUCUCGACAGGGACACAGUUUCCUGAACACCUACAGCAGCAACUUCUGCAGCAGCAGCAACGGCAACAGCAACAGCAGGAACACCAGAAUCAGAACAAUAGUGGUAGCAACACGACACUCAACUCACCCUCCACCCCAGGGAGACCUUUGUCGACAACUGUAACCCAGGUUUCAGGGGUAGUUGCUACAUGUGCAUGCGGGUCACCAUUGCGAUCUCCAGUUAUAACCGCACAUACUAGGAUGUUGCCGCCACCUGUUCCCUCAUCGCCAAAGACGACGGUGGUUUCCUUGGCCCAAAGACCUCAGCGUUUCCUGAGUCCGCACGGUUCACCUCAGCGCUUCAGGACAUCGGUUGUGACGUCUUCAUCUCAGUCAUCUUCUAGUUCCAGUUUAAAUAGGCAAAACUCUGCUUGUGUCGGACACUCGCCUACCGCCUCAGGAACACCACCCCGCCCAGGGACAGCCGUUCGUUCAAGCCCCUUGGUGGAUGAUAGUCAAGGGGAUGACCCUAGCAAUGGUCAUACUGUAGUGGACAUGAGAACUAAUUCAGCUAGAAGGGGAUUGGGGUUCUUCUCAAAGUGGAGGCACCUGCGCUGAGGGAAUUCAGAGUAGUAAGGUUGGAAUUCUUUAAUUCCAACCAGCAUCUCGUCGACUAUCUCUGCCCUGUGUGCAGUAUUAGCCAGCUGGAAAUAGAGCUGCUCCGUUUUAUGGAGCAUGGGGCUCGGCUAUGAUGAUAUACAAACAAGGAAAUUAUGUAAUUUCCUUGUUGCUAUGGUGAUUAUGAUUAAUGUAAUGAAGGAGUAAUCAAUGUUAUUUUGCAAGAUCAAUACCUACUGAGGUUAGUGUAGAAUGGGGACACUUCCCUAUGAGCUUUUUAUAUGUGCUGCUUUUUUUCUGUUUUUUGAAAUGUAAAAUUACAAAGUUGCCUGUAAGCGCAGAUUUUGUUAAACAUCUCUCUAUCAUGGAUCAUAUGCAUAUUUUCAAGUGAAAUGCAUUUGGUCUUUGUUUUCAUUCAAUCCACUGAAAGGAUAUUGUGGUCUUUGAUAUAAUUUAAUUUGCAUUUGUGCAUCGAUGUUAAAUUUUAAUUAAGAAGUUUCGUGCAGAAGUAAGACAUGAGAUUAUGGGACAAUGCUGUCUUGAUGAAGAUUCAGUUAUCACUUCAGGGAAUUAUAGUCCAUGUUUGAGGAUUUAAAAAAAAUAUGUUUAUACUGGUGCCUCUUGUAUAGAUAUUCAUCUGAUUUAAUGCAACUAAAGAGUCGAACAAGUCCUAAGUAUACGAAAAUAUUUGGUGAAAAGUCUUAUUGAUUUUUAGAGUUGCGAUUAAUCAUAACAUAUGCAAAGGCCCCAGAUGUGCAUUUUAGUUCUCACAUCGACUAAUUAUUUAUGUGUUUUACAGUCUACUCUUUGGAAUUGUAACUUCUAAUUCCAUGAGCUGACCUGAGAAGUAUUAUACUACUACUGUACAAUAGAUCAGCAUCCUGGACUAGAUCUCAGAGACUCAUAUAGUGUGCCUUGUCUUAAUGUUGCUUUCUAGGUUAUCAUUUCAAAACACCUUUGCAAAACAAUUCAAACAUUUUCCACCUAACAUGUACACGUGAGGACUUUAACCAAGCAAGCUUCCCUUUGAAAUACUCCAACUUUACAUGCACAUGUAUGAUGGUCUCUAUAUUUUUCGAAAGAGUUAUGUGCAUGUACAUGUAGUAUGGAAUUGAAUUGCCAUAAUUAGAAUGUUUGAAGUCCUUAUGUUGUAUUCGUUCAUGUACGUUAUUACCUCACCAUCACCUGAUGAAGUUUCUAUCUUACUUUGAGUAUAGCUAUAUUUUUAAUGAAAUUAUACCUCCUGAAUUGCUCUAGUAACUGUGUGCAUCAUUGUAUGAUCAAAGUGAAGUGCUUGUUAACCAAUCAGUAUUUAUCUGGAUGCCAAUUGGCAAGAAAUCUUUUGGACAUUUCUUAGGAUAGAUGUGGAAAUGGGUCAAUGUUAUUUACUUUGUGGAUGCAAAUUGCAUUGGCAUUAAUUUCAAAAUAAUUAGCAGAAUUAACUUGAUGGGCAUUCAUUUGUCUUGUAGUACUAGUCUUUCAAAGUGUUCUGUCUAUUCUUCAGUGACCAAAUACAAGGUUGUACAUGUGAAAUUAUUUUCUUCUUUUAAUGGCUUAUAAAUGCUGGUACAUGUACAAACCAUAUCCAGAAGAUACAAUGUUUUAAACCUGAAAUAAUGUAUUAGCCCACUGCACUACCCUUUUUGCUGAACCACAAGGUUUUUUCUUGACAAUGCAUGUGCUUUAAAAGAUAUUUCUUGAAUGUUCAACUCAAUCUUCUAUACUGAUAUGUACAGUAGUGGACACAUAUUGAGCCAUAUUGUAGUUACAAUUUUUGCAUCUUGUUACAGACUCAAGUGACAAGAAUGAUAAACAUGUAUUGAAAUCCCCUCAUCAUGUUCUUAAAUGCUACAUCUAAGACUGUUUCAUUCUUCGAACCAUGCCUUUUUGUCAAAUCAAAUUAUAUUUUGUCAAACAUUUGACAAGGAGAAAUUGAUGGAUUUUUACAAGUAUUGAGAUCGAUGUUCAAUCAUAUUGAUGAUCUAACAUUCAAAAGGUGUCAGUAUGCUACAUACUUACAGUAUAUUAGUGAUUUUGGAUAGGCUGAAAGUGAUUUUGAAAUAUCACAUUAUUGUAUAGAAGUAUAGUAACUGCAAUUGCAUUUCUUUUUUAUGCUUCAUACAUGCAUAUAUUGUUGGUAGUAUAUAUGGAUGUUUAAAAAAAAGUCUUUCUACUACAUUAGUAGUUAAUUUGUUGAUAAUUUGUAACAGAGAAUUCUGUUCAUGAAUGCUUUUUUAAUCUUAGAAUUACAUGCCAUCUACAUGGAGGUGCUAGUUGUACAAUCUUACUGUGCAGAAAGGGAUUUCUGUUUGUAUUUGUUGUAACAUACAUUUGAUUAUGAUUGCAUUCCGAUUGAUGCACCAACAGGAUUGGUCACAAUUGGAGCUUGAUAUCAAAUAUUUGACAUCUGAUUUGUUGUUAUGAUUAAUUUGAUAAACGCAGCAGACGUGUAUUUUGUUUUGAUGAUAUGUAGACUCGUUUCUACAAUGUACAUGUGAAUUAUUUUAGUUUAGAAGUUGAGCUCAUAGGGUCUUCGUGAUAGCUUAUAGCAGUCCUCGGUAUUAAAUUACUCCUUCAAAAUUACUUUGUCAUGAUAUUAAUGCAUGUAACAUGUAUUGUAGAAUGAUACGUUAUCGCCAUUUACAUUGAUAUCUAAUUUGUCAUGAAAUGAACUUUCACUAUUUUGAAACCAAAGAAAAUAGGUAAAAAAAUUAAAAAAAUAUUCAAAUAUAA